Emericellopsis cladophorae is the source of this 1500-nucleotide messenger RNA. RefSeq lists its product as uncharacterized. Lineage: Eukaryota; Fungi; Ascomycota; Sordariomycetes; Hypocreales; Bionectriaceae. The transcript is spliced from 6 exons. Gene Ontology annotation, biological process: translation. Bases 1 to 1500 code for a protein of 499 amino acids. The record is from RefSeq and is a predicted model, not a curated record. Gene Ontology annotation, cellular component: ribosome; cytosolic small ribosomal subunit. Gene Ontology annotation, molecular function: structural constituent of ribosome.
AUGAUUGCGGGCGCGGCGACCGAGUUGACCGUCCAGUCCGAGCGCGCUUUCCAGAAGCAGCCUCACAUCUUCCAGAACACCAAGACCAAGGCCAAGAGCACCCGACCGGGCAAGGGCGGACGCAGAUGGUACAAGGAUGUUGGUCUGGGUUUCCGUACCCCCAAGACCGCCAUUGAGGGCAGCUACAUCGACAAGAAGUGCCCCUUCACCGGUCUCGUGUCCAUCCGCGGCCGUAUCCUGACCGGCACCGUUGUCUCCACUAAGAUGCACCGUACCGCCAUCAUCCGCCGCGAGUACCUCCACUUCAUCCCCAAGUACUCCCGUUACGAGAAGCGCCACAAGAACCUCGCCGUCCACGUGUCUCCCGCUUUCCGUAUCGAGGAGGGUGACCAGGUCACUGUUGGCCAGUGCCGUCCUCUCUCCAAGACCGUCCGUUUCAACGUCCUGCGCGUGCUGCCCCGAACUGGCAAGGCGGUCAAGAAGUUCAGCAAUAGCUCCGGACCCAUCCUCACCACCUACAAUUUCUACACUCCCACUGACAACAUGGGAUGGUGGCCAUCGAUAUUAGGAGGCUCCUCCUCGGCCGACCCGGUUUCAAACCUCGAUCCCAAACUCCGCGAGUUUCUUGAGAAGGAGUCGCCCGUCAGGUAUCAACAAACGCCAGCACAGGGACAAUCCUCGUCGCACCCAGUACAACAUCCCACAGUCUCGAAAGCCGUUGCCGAAGCGCAAACAAAGGGAGACUUCGACGCAAAGUCAAAGGUCCCCGCCGAAUCCCUCUACCAAGAUGGACGAUAUGCGCACUUGUGGAAGGGGUACAGGCCGCAAGCAGAGGUCGAGGCGGACGCCAUGACCGACCACGACAGAUUGAUCAGCGUCUUAGACGGGUACACGCAGAGGAAGGAGCAGAUUUCUAAAAUCGCCAUGGAGAACUGCGCCGAGGCGCAAGAGGCGUGGAUCAAUUGCAUGAAGCAUGGCGCCUGGUCAGAUCAAGCACAGCUCUGUCGGCACCAGGUCAGGGCGUUUGAGAAAUGCUAUCAGACACAAUCACGAUUUCUACGAGCACUAGGCUACGGCGCGGUCGCGGACCGUCCGGCUGCCGUCGACGAAGACAUCCAGAUGCACGCCGACGCCCUCUACCAGCGCGUUCUCGCCCACGAAGCAGCAGUCAACAAGGCCCGCGAGGACGGCACACCAGUUCCCGUCUUCGACCCAGUCAUCCCGCGACUUGCGACACGACCAACAGGACCGCGCGUCCAGCCGUCUGAAGAGGUGAAGAAGCAAUGGGACGAGAAACUGCAGGAGCUGCCCGAGGCGGAGCGUGCGGCGGAGGAGGCCGCGCUCCGGGCGGAUUUGCAGGCCAAGUCUGAUGUGGCGAGGAACAUGAAAGACUUUUACGAAUCCAGAAAGAAGCAGAAGCAGGAGGAGCGCCAGGAGAAGGACGUUGUGGAAGGGAAGACCGUUGCCGAGCAGCUUUGGUCCAAGUUCACGGGGCGGUAA